Messenger RNA from Trichosurus vulpecula (common brushtail), 5211 nucleotides. It is a transcript of the gene SEC24D, whose product is annotated as SEC24 homolog D, COPII coat complex component. Gene Ontology annotation, cellular component: endoplasmic reticulum exit site; COPII vesicle coat. Gene Ontology annotation, molecular function: zinc ion binding; SNARE binding. Bases 199 to 3306 code for a protein of 1035 amino acids. Gene Ontology annotation, biological process: COPII-coated vesicle cargo loading; intracellular protein transport; endoplasmic reticulum to Golgi vesicle-mediated transport. The record is from RefSeq and is a predicted model, not a curated record. Lineage: Eukaryota; Metazoa; Chordata; Mammalia; Diprotodontia; Phalangeridae. The transcript is spliced from 23 exons.
AGCCGCGGCCUCGGGCAGGGCAGGCUUUGACGUGGCACUCCCUGCCCCGGCUGGCGAGCCGGCGGGCGGGCCGGUGGGCGGGGGCGCGAGCGAAGGAGCGCGCGGCAGCCGCAGCGGGCCGGGAACUGAGCGGAGCCGAGCGGCCGCACCAGCCAGCCUUAGAAGAACCCUGUGAUCUGGUAUGAGAUAACUUUGACCAUGAGCCAACAAGGUUACGUCGCUACCCCUCCAUACUCCCAGCCCCAGCCUGGAAUGGGGCCACUCUCCCCGCCUCUUCGUGGACAUUAUGGUGACCCAUCGCACUCAGCCUCUCCAUCAGGCAUAAUGAAGCCAGCUGGGCCUUUGGGACCUACUGCACCUGUUGGGGUGUUACCACCUGGACCCCCCAAUUCUGGGGUCCAUCAGUUUGGCCAGAAUGGCCCUAAUAUCUCAGGGUAUCCCCAGCCGAGGUUUCCAGGCCCUCCACCUGUCAACAAUGCUGCCCCUCCCUACCCACCAUCCUCUCAUCUGCCACCAGCAUCCUAUCCCAGUCCGGGGUCCACAUCUGCCACCAACCAACUGGGCCAUCAACUCGGUGCCAUGCAAAUUCACAAUUAUGGUCCUGGCAUGGCUUCGGGUUCCCUGGGCAUCCCAGCUGCACCCUCAGCAGCAUCUUUCCAAGGGCCUCCACAGCCAGCCCAGCCGGCCAUUCUACAGCCGGGCCCCCGGAUGCUCCCGCCCCCACCGAGCACGCACAAUGGCCUUGGCCCCGCACCCUCAUUGCCACCAGCAGGGAGGCAGGAUGGACUCCCAGGAUCCGGCCCUCCCACUGCCAAUUUUCCAUCUCUGCCUCUUCCAGGACAACCUCCAGGCCCUGGAUAUCCUCCUCAACAAGGGGCCAACUAUGGCCCUCCCCAGAUGCCUGGAGCUCAGCUGACUUCUCCGGCUGGAUUUCCUGGUGGUCCUGCACAGAUGGCUGGGCCAACGCAGCCUACAAAGAAGCUUGAUCCGGACUCUAUCCCAAGCCCAAUUCAGGUGAUUGAGAAUGACAGAUCCACCAGAAGCGGUCAAGUCUAUACUACCAACAUGAGAGGCCAGGUUCCUCCUCUAGUAACCACGGACUGUGUGAUCCAAGAUCAAGGGAAUGCCAGUCCUCGUUAUAUCCGGUGUACAACAUACUGCUUCCCAUCCACUUCAGAUAUGGCCAAGCAAUCUCAGCUCCCAUUAGCUGCCAUCAUCAAGCCAUUUGCCACCGUUCCUCCAAAUGAGGUGCCUCUCUAUCUGGUAAAUCACGGUGAGUCCGGACCGGUCAGAUGCAACAGGUGCAAGGCCUACAUGUGCCCUUUUAUGCAGUUCAUUGAAGGAGGAAGGAAGUACCAGUGUGGAUUUUGUAACUGUGUAAAUGAUGUUCCACCCUUCUAUUUCCAACAUCUGGACCACGUUGGUCGGAGGCUCGACCACUAUGAGAGGCCAGAGCUCUCUCUGGGAUCUUAUGAAUACAUUGCUACGUUGGAUUAUUGCAGAAACAACAAGCCUCCCAACCCACCUGCCUACAUCUUCAUGAUCGAUGUUUCCUAUAGUAAUGUGAAGAAUGGCCUGGUCACACUCAUCUGUGAAGAACUGAAGACCAUCCUGGAAAAUCUUCCAAAGGAAGAGCAAGAAGAGACUUCUGCCAUCCGGGUAGGAUUUGUCACCUAUAACAAAGUUCUCCACUUCUUUAAUGUCAAGAGCAACUUGGCCCAGCCCCAGAUGAUGGUGGUGACAGAUGUGGCAGAGGUUUUUGUCCCUCUCUUGGAUGGCUUCCUGGUCAACUAUCAAGAAUCUAAGGCCGUCAUUCACAACUUGUUGGACCAGAUUCCAGAGAUUUUUGCUGAUUCCAAUGAGAAUGAGACAGUCUUUGCUCCUAUUGUCCAAGCUGGCAUGGAAGCCCUAAAGGCAGCAGACUGUCCAGGGAAGCUAUACAUCUUCCACUCAUCAUUGCCGACUGCCGAGGCCCCGGGCAAACUGAAAAACCGAGAUGACAGAAAACUGCUCAACACAGACAAAGAAAAGACCCUUUUCCAGCCACAGACAAACAUUUAUGAAGCCCUGGCUAAGGACUGUGUGUCAAAUGGCUGCUGUGUGAAUCUCUUCCUCUUCCCCAAUCAGUACGUGGACGUGGCCUCGAUGGGCCUGGUGACCCUGCAGACUGGAGGCACGCUGUAUAAAUACAACAAUUUCCAGAAGCACCUGGACAGCCAGACAUUCUUGAACGACCUCAGGAACGAUGUCCAGAAAAUGACAGGAUUUGACACUAUCAUGAGGGUACGCACCAGCACAGGCUUCAGAGCCACGGACUUCUUUGGUGCCAUUUACAUGAACAACACCACAGAUGUAGAGAUGGCGGCUGUGGACAGCGACAAAGCCGUGACGGUGGAGUUCAAGCAUGAUGACAAACUGAACGAAGACAUCGGUGCCCUCAUCCAGUGUGCUGUGCUCUAUACAACCAUCAGCGGGCAGAGAAGAUUGAGGAUCCACAACAUCAGCCUGAACUGCAGCAGCCAGCUGGCAGACCUGUACAAGAGCUGUGAGACAGACGCCCUCAUUAACUUCUUUGCCAAGUCAGCUUUCACGGCGGUUCUCACGCAGCCCUUGAAGACAGUGCGGGACAUCCUGGUGCAUCAGACCGCUCACAUGUUGGCAUGUUACCGCAAGAACUGUGCCAGCCCCUCAGCUGUCAGCCAGCUCAUCCUGCCUGAUGCCAUGAAGGUGUUCCCAGUGUACAUGAACAGUCUGCUAAAAAACUGUGUGCUUCUGAGCAGACCAGAGAUCUCGAUGGAUGAACGAGCGUAUCAGAGGCAGCUGGUUAUGUCGAUGGACGUUGCAGACACGCAGCUCUUUUUCUACCCGCAGCUUAUACCGAUACACACAAUGGAUGUCAAGAGUGAAACUCUCCCAGCUGCCAUUCGCUGCUCUGAAGAGCGUCUCUCGGAAGGAGGAGUGUUCUUACUGGCUAAUGGGCUCCGGAUGUUCCUGUGGCUGGGAGUAAGCACACCACCAGAGCUGAUUCAAGGAAUAUUUAACGUACCCUCCUUUACACAUAUCAACACGGAAGUAACAUCACUGCCUGAGGUGGGGAGCCCAUACUCUCAGAAACUGAGACUAACCAUGAGUCACAUCCAACAGAAGAAACCGUAUUCAAUGAAGCUUACCAUCGUGAAGCAGCGAGAGCAGCCAGAGGUGGUUUUCCGACAGUUCCUAGUGGAAGACAAAGGUCUUUAUGGAGGAGCAUCUUACGUGGAUUUCCUUUGCUGCGUCCACAAAGAGAUCUGCCAGCUGCUGAGCUAGAGGCAGCUGGCCUCUCCGUCUUUUGGCAUCUCCCCGUUUCGAAGGGGAUGAUACUCCCUUGGUCACUGUCCUGAAGGAGGUUUUGCAUCAGGCUUUCCCCAAGGCUUCCUUUCUGUACAGUUUCUGGUUUCUGAAUCUACAUUGCUCAUCUUCUCUAUCUAGUAGCCUACAGAGCUGUGUUCAGGUAUCCAGCUUAAGAUGGACAGGAUGGUCAGCCCUGAAAUAUAGGGAAAGCACCUAUUUCUGAUGGCAAAUUUUAAAACUCUUAUCUAAGUCUAUGCAUUUCAUAUGAGGCAGUUUACAGGACUCAUUCUCAAUUCUUUCUUUUCUAUUCCUAUAAAUUAUAAAGAUGUAUAGAUGUAUGGAGGGAGAGGAGACCCUGGUGCCUUUCCCACUGACAAUAUAGGAAGAACCACCUUCAUUUUUAUAUGGUACUUAAUUUUGUAAGACUCAUCUUUCCAUUCAAUGACAAACAUUUUCACAGCCAAUCUAAACAAGGAUUAGACUCUGGUAGAGAAUCUUGUGUGCAUUCAACAACUUUUCAGAAUUACCUAUUGUGAGUUGGACCUUUUUCCUUCCAUUUCUUAUUUUGUCCAUAAAACUGUCAACAUUCUUAAUGGUUAUUUGUACAAUUUUGAAGGUUUCUACCUGUAUAUAAAGGGAUCUUAAUUAAUGGAGAUAAAUCACUUCGUAUGAAUCUUAUCCAUCAAAUAGAGGCAGCAUUAAGCAUUUUCUCAAAGUUAAAUGAACCUUGGGAUUUGGAAAACAAGAAAGAGAGCAGCAGCCUGGUAUAGUGAAUAGAGUUGGCCUUUGGCUUAGAAAGAUCUGGGUUCAAGUCCUAAUGCUGACACAUACCAGCAGUAUGACUCUGGGUGGGUUACUUAACUCAAAGCUCCUAGGCAAUUCUCAAGAUUGUCACUAGUUAAGAAGGUACACACCAGCAUGGGUAGAAGGACUUUCUCCCCAGAAUCCUUGACCAAUGAAAUCACAGAUCAAAAAAAAAAAAAAAAAAAGGCAAGGAAAGGAACUCAAAGUUAUUUGGAUGGAUAGACCUAACAUAGAACUUGCCAUUUACUUCUUAUAGAACAUUAAGGGUCUACAGUUAAAAUAAACUCUUCCUAAAAGUAUUUUUUCCUUAAAUUCUGUCAACAUUUUUUUAAAAUUCUUCACAAAGCCAAAACUACUUAUUAUUAAACUGCCAGGUUUGCCUGCCAGGGUUAAAGGAUUUACUCUUUUAAAACCCAAUCUUCCCUCUGUCCCACUUGGAGCCAGCCCUCUCUAUUAACUGGCUUGACAGAGGUGCAGGGGUGCAUCUUCACCCCGCUCAUGUUCGUCAGAUACAUGUAGAUCAGAGACUUCUACCAGCCAGCCUGCCCCAGAUGCAGAUGGAGCUCCAUUAACCCUGGAGGAGCAGCCACAAACUGGGCCUAUUCCACAUUCCAUGGAGAACCAUUUGGACUUCACUUGUACAUCUUGUUUUGAAGGGACUUGUGAUCUUCUGAAAAAAUAUUUUAUCCAAACUCCAGGGGGAGAAUCAAGUUGCCUUCAGUUCCUCCUUAGAUGCUAAGGUCUCCUAAUUGGACCUGGACCGCAACCCGUGGAACACCUCAGGCAUCUGCACUGCCUUCUUGUUGGGUGCUGGUGUUGCUGAUGUUAACAGAAACACGGCUGCCUCUCUACCACCCUAUCGCAAGGCAGCUCCAUCCCUGCAGUUGGUUACCCAUCCCAACUUAAGCCAACCGCAGAGAGUAAGCCUUAACAGGUUCAUUCCAUGUGUCUAACUGAGGGAAAAACAUUUGUUGUGUUAAGUGCAAUUCAUUACGUACUAAAACCUAAGGGAUUUUUACCAGCAGUUUGAAACAUAACCAAAAUGAAACGAAUUUUAUUAAAAACAUUUUCAUCGUA